GUAAGUCGUGUUUGAAAGACAUUUAUGUAGAUCAAAGUUCCUCAAGGUUAAGUGUACCCUGUUCACAAUGGCAUUAGCGGGACUGAAAGUCAUUGAGAUGGCUGGGCUGGCUCCAUCGCCAUUCUGUGGCAUGAUCUUAUCAGAUUUUGGUGCCAAAGUUGUGAGAGUUACAAAGGCGAAUUCAGGCAUUGAUUUGGACCGGCUGUGCAGAGGAAAGUAUUCGAUUGCUGUCGACCUUAAGCAGCCUGAUGGCGUUGCCGUGGUGAGGAGGCUGUGCAAAACAGCAGACGUACUUAUAGAACCGUACCGCCCCGGUGUUAUGGAGAAGCUGUCACUAGGACCAAAUUUACUUCUGGAGGAUAAUCCGAGACUGAUCUACACUCGUCUGACGGGGUACGGACAAAACGGACCGCUGUGUAAUAAGGCUGGCCAUGACAUCAACUACCUUGCUAUAUCAGGUGUUUUGUCAAUGUUGGGAAGAAAACAUGAGAAGCCAACUCCACCUGUCAACUUACUAGCGGACUUUGCGGGCGGUGGGUUGCUGGCUGCCUUCGGUAUCAUGAUGGCUCUAGUUGAACGACAGACUUCAGGAAAAGGCCAAGUUAUUGAUGCCAACAUGGUGGAAGGUGCCGCAUAUGUGAGCAGCUUCCUAUGGAAAUCACGUGACUUGUUUCUGUGGGGGAAACCUCGCGGGGAAAACAUGCUGGACAGCGGAGCACAUUUCUACGACACAUACAAAACUCGCGACGGCAAAUACAUGGCGGUAGGAGCGAUCGAGCCACAGUUUUACCAGGAAUUUAUCGAGGGAUUACAACUAAACAAUGACGACGCGCCGAUGAAUCAACACGGCGACGACCAAGACGAGAUGAAAGCUCUGGUGGCGGCCCGAUUCGCCGAGCGAACGCAGGAGGAGUGGGAGGAGGCGUUCCGCAGCAGGGACGCAUGCGUCACCCCCGUCAUCGAUCACACUCACGCUCACCUCCAUCCUCACAACAGCUUCCGUGAGUCGUUCGUCGCCACGA
This is a messenger RNA of Priapulus caudatus, 1022 nucleotides long. RefSeq names its product alpha-methylacyl-CoA racemase-like. Gene Ontology annotation, cellular component: mitochondrion. NCBI's taxonomy places the organism in Eukaryota, Metazoa, Priapulida, Priapulimorpha, Priapulimorphida, Priapulidae. The transcript is spliced from 7 exons. The record is from RefSeq and is a predicted model, not a curated record. Gene Ontology annotation, biological process: bile acid metabolic process. Gene Ontology annotation, molecular function: alpha-methylacyl-CoA racemase activity. The annotation marks the transcript as partial.